UAGGCCCCUUGACCUCCAGCACAUGGCAGAAGAGGCCCUUUGGGUUAAAGAGGUAAAUACGGCUCGCGUCGACGGACGUAUUUGCCGCUGGGCUUCCGGUUUCCAUCCUGAAAAACUCCCAUGUCGGCUGAACGGGGGGUUUCAGAAUGGCUCAUACAAUGUAGGCCAGCAAGUUGUUUUUGAUGAUGGAGUGACUUGGUUUCUCCGGCUCCCUCGUGCUAGCAGUGUUUCUCCUGAAUACGGAGAUGAAAAGGUAGCAAUGGAGGUCGAGGCUCUUCCUCUCAUACGAGAGAAGAUAUCGAUACCCGUCCCCGAAAUUUACGCCUGGGGUCUCGCAGAGGAGAAUGAACUUGGACUAGGUCCAUUUAUACUGAUGGAAUUCAUCAACGGCAUUUGUCUUAAUGAUGUGUUUGGUGGAGGCGAUUCGAGGCUUCUUAAGGAAGAAGUUCUAGAUGCCGACAUUAAAUAUGUUUACAGACAAAUGGCAAGCUUUAUGUUGCAGCUUUUCAAAAUUGAUUUCAACCAUAUGGGAAACCUGCCGACCCCGAAAACAAAAUUCCCUGCCCCUAGUCGGCCACUCACGUGGAAAGGGCAUGAGAUUCUAAGGCUAGGGGGUGUCAAGACGCUUGAUGAUUGGAUUCACGGCAUCUCAUCGACCAGGCAAUACUUUGAGUACGUCAACAGCCAAGACUGGCAACAGCUGUUACUCCAGCCAAAUUCUAUAGCAGGGCCGCGGAGUGCAAGAUCCAGAUAUGCAGCGUUGACGAUCUUGAGGUCGUUGAUUCCCGAAUUGACCAAUACAACCUAUGAACGCGGGCCCUUUAAGCUUAUAUGUGAUGACUUUGGCCUGGCAAAUGUCAUCGUGCGAAGUAAGGAUGACCUUACAAUCACCGGGCUUGUAGACAUCGAGUGGGUUUAUGCCGGACCAGCUCAAUUAUUUGGGUCUGCUCCCUGGUGGCUGCUCCUUGAUCGCCCUGUCAAUGACGAGUGGGACUUUGAAGAGGGCGAGGCCCCAAGGGUUACUGAUCGCUACUUCAAAUGUCUCGAGAUCUUCGUUCGUGUACUAGAGGAGGAGGAGUCAAAGAUGAUGGGAAAUGGCCGGAACGAACUCACCGAAUUAAUCAAAUUGUCUAGAGAUACGGGCGCCAUGUGGUUUCAUAUGCUUCUAUCCAGCGGCUUUUUUGACUCGAUUACCUUCCCAUGUAUGCAACUGCGAAAACACAAGGGUGCGCAGUGGUGGGACGAGCGCAUGAACAGCUAUGGAGAUACAGAGGAGGUCGAAAAAUUUGUAGCUGACAAGCUGAAAGAUCUCUCAGCUUACGAUGAGGUCAUGGAAAAGGUCGACCAUUACAAGGUCCUCAUGGACAACGGGGAAAUGACAGCAAGGGAUUUCAUUUCCGCCGUGGCCUCCAUUCUCGGCUCUGCUUGAUUACAGUCCAAGUUGGGAAAGCUAUUCUAGGACUUUGGCUGUCCAAAAGGACGGAGGAUGCAGCCUGUAUGUUCAACGAUUAUCCCUCAUCACCCAACUAUUACUUGCUUUGGCCUCGACCCUCUUCUCCGUUAGCUCUGCUGCGCUUCUGCCUCAAACAGCAUGACGACUCUUUAAACUCAGGCUGGGUAGCCCAUGGGCGGGCUCAGACGUCGAAAGCCCAGCCUAACUAGCCGACAACUUGCCUUGUUGCCUCGGGCCGUAAUGAGUUUAACUAAUUGGGUAAUUCUGUUAUAUGCUGAAGGUGCAUGUUUCUGUCGUAACCAAAGUACGAAUCAUGGCCCGGAUACAGACGAGGCCAGUUAAUAAUAUAGUUUGCAAGCAAUCACUAGAAAGGCUAGUCUAAAUAGUGUCAUCUACAAAGCCAAAGAAACAUCGAACCCCAGAUCGGGUACGCC
Molecule: messenger RNA, 1887 nt
Organism: Aspergillus versicolor CBS 583.65
Lineage: Eukaryota; Fungi; Ascomycota; Eurotiomycetes; Eurotiales; Aspergillaceae
Product: phosphotransferase family protein
Exons: 2
Coding region: 23-1429 (468 amino acids)
Source: RefSeq, a predicted model, not a curated record